This is a messenger RNA of Alexandromys fortis (reed vole), 4861 nucleotides long. RefSeq names its product zinc finger protein 605-like. Lineage: Eukaryota; Metazoa; Chordata; Mammalia; Rodentia; Cricetidae. Gene Ontology annotation, biological process: regulation of transcription by RNA polymerase II. Gene Ontology annotation, molecular function: RNA polymerase II cis-regulatory region sequence-specific DNA binding; DNA-binding transcription activator activity, RNA polymerase II-specific. Gene Ontology annotation, cellular component: nucleus. The record is from RefSeq and is a predicted model, not a curated record.
ACGAGGACAGGAAAUUGCGCCAUUCCCUGUUGGACUCGGGGAGCCGCGAGGUUCUGAACUGGGUGCGGUAGACCGCGCUGUGAGAUCGGGGACCUGAAAAUUCCUCAGAGCCGCAGAUACCGGGGAAUUUCCUGGGAAAGUCAGCAGUGCGGUGGCGGGAACCGCAGCCCAGCGGCCCUGGAACCUCCCAGACAGAGUUCCUCUGUGUAGCCCUGGCCUUCCUGUAACUCGCUCUCUGUAGAGCAGGCUGGUUUCAAACACACAGAGAUCCGCCUGCCUAUACCUCCUCAGUGCUGGGAUUAAAGGAUUUGUUGACACUCAGUGCUGUGGCUGUGGACUUCUAGGAGGAGUGGGAAUGCCUAGACCCUGCUCACAGGGCUUUUUGCAGAGAUCUCCUGUUGCAGAGCUGCAAUAGUCUGGAUUCUGAUGGAUUCACAUUGUCAGUCAGUCCGGCUCACCUGUGAAACAGAACCUAGAACCCUGGAUGGAGAAGAGAGAGGAGACAGUAGCAAAGGAUCCAGGAUUCGAGUCUUUGUUCCUGAGACAGAAAUGCUAAGAACAAUUAGAGGAAUGAAUUCUUCUCUGAUAAAUGAACCCCAGGAUCCUUUAACAUUUAGGGAUAUAGCUGUGGACCUGUCACAGGAGGAAUGGGAAUGUUUAGACUGUGAUCAGCGAGCAUUGUACAUGGAUGUGAUGUUGGAGAAUUAUAAAAAUCUGAUCUUUGUAGAGACCCAUCGCAUACAUGGUAAAUAUGAGAACAUCUUGGAUCAAGGCACAAAGGAUAUCCUGCACAAUCCUGAGAAUAUCCAAGAGAAGUUGUAUAUUUGUAAUAAGCUUGUCAGACUGAUUGAAUCCUUCCAAUGUAGACCUCAUAACACAAGUGAUACUGCAGAAAACAGCAACAAGUACAGAUCUGGUAACUAUGGAGAUACCUCUGUUGAAACAGUAAAUAUGAAGAGACACAAAAGUGGAAACACUCGAGAAGAUCCUUGCAAAAAUGAGGACUAUGUGAACUGUUUUAAUUUGUAUUACAACAUUAGCCAAAAUCAAAGAGUCAACAUAGGAAAGAAAGAACACAAAAAGAUAGCAUAUGAUAAAUCUUUUGACUCCAAACAUAAAAUUAUGCUGAAACAAACCAAUAGAGCAAAAAAAGGAGACCAAAACAAGAACUCUGAAAAGUGCUCUAAGUUGGACUCAAACAUCAGUAGUCAUCUGAGAGCUCCUAGAGGAGAGAAACUCUAUAAAUGUAUGAAAUGUGAUAAAUCCUUUCAGCAGUUGUUCCAACUCAAAGUACAUUGCAAUUUCAAAUGUAGUGAAAAAACCUACACAUCUCUUAAAACUCCUCAGAGAAUUCAUAUAGGAAAGAAACCACACAAAUGUAGUGAAUGUGGCAAAUCAUUUAUGAGUACGUCAUAUUUUAGAAUACAUCAGAGAGUACAUAAAGAAGGGAAGAAACCUUACCAAUGUGGAGAAUGUGACAAAACCUUCAUCGAGAAAAACAGUUUUAGAAUUCAUCAGAGAAUUCAUACAGGAGAGAAACCUUACAAAUGUAGUCAAUGUGACAAAUCCUUUAUGUUUAAAGGCAGCAUAGUAGUUCACCAAAGAGUACAUACAGGAGAGAAACCUUACCAAUGUGGUGAAUGUCAGAAAUUCUUUACGCAGAAAAGUGGUCUUCGAACUCAUGAGAAAAUUCAUACAGGAGAAAAACCACACAAAUGUAGUGAAUGUGGCAAAUCAUUUCUGAGUGUGUCGUAUCUUAGAAUACAUCAAAGAAUACACACAGGAGAGAAACUUUACAAAUGUAGUCAAUGUGACAAAGCAUUUAUCCAGAAAGACUCUCUAAUAACUCACCAGAGAACUCAUACAGGGGAGAGACCUUACAAAUGUAGUGAAUGCAACAAAUCCUUUACCAGUAGGUCCUUUCUUAGAAGACAUCAGGAAAUACAUUUAGAAGAGAAACCUUACCAAUGUGGUGAAUGUGACAAAUCCUUUACGGAGAAAAGCAGGCUUAAAGCUCAUCAGAAAAUUCAUACAGGAGAGAAACCACACAAAUGUAGUGAAUGUGGCAAGUCAUUUGUGAGUAGAUCAUAUUUUAGAAUGCAUCAGAGAAUACACACAGGAGAGGAACUUUACAAAUGUAGUCAAUGUGACAAAGCAUUUGCCCUGAGAUGCAGUCUAAUAAGUCAUCAGAAAUUACAUACAGGCGAGAGACCUUAUAAAUGUAGUGAAUGUGACAAAUCCUUUUUCAAUAAGGCCGCCCAUAGAAUCCAUCAGAGGACACAUACAGGAGAGAAACCUUACCAUUGUAGUGAAUGUGACAAAUCUUUUACACAGAAAGGCAGUCUUAAAACUCAUCAGAGAAUUCAUACAGGAGAGAAACCUUACAAAUGUAGUGAAUGUGAGAAAUCCUUUACCUAUGGCUCAGAAUUUAGGAAACAUCAGAGAUUUCAUACUGGUGAGACACUCUACAAAUGUUUUGAAUGUAACAUAUCGUUUACCCAUCGUGAAUUUCUUACAAUACAUCAGAGAAAGCAUACAGGAGAGAGACCUUACAAAUGUAGUGUAUGUGACCUAUCAUUUAUGAGUAUCUCAUAUCUUAGAAGACAUCAGAGAAGCCUUACAGUUGAGAAACCUUAUAAAUGUAGUGAAUGUAACAAACUCUUUUCCCAGAAAUGCCAUCUUAAAACUCAUCAGAAAAUUCAUAUGUGGGAGAAUCUUACAAAUGUAGUGAGUGUGGGAAAUCCUUUAACACUGACUUAUGUCUUAGAAGACAUCAGAAAGUUCAUACAGGUGAGAAACCCUACAAGUGCUAUGAAUGUGACAAAUCCUUUACCUAUGGUUCAUUUCUUAGAACUCAUCAGAGAAUUCAUACAGGAGAGAAAUCUCACCAAUGUAGUGAAUGUGACAAGUCCUUUUCGAGUACCUCGUAUCUUAGAAUACAUGAGAGAAACCAUACAAAAGAGAAAAAGUCCAAAUAAUAAUCAGUGACACAUCUUUUAUCCAACCUGAGAACACAUGAAAGAAUUCAUACCUGAGAGAAACCUUUCAAAUGCACUGUAUGAGAAAAAGUCUUUACUUGCCUUUCACAUGUAAGAAAACAUCUAAAAAUUCAUACUGGGGAGUAAUGAAACCAUUUGAAAUGAUGUGGCUUCUGCUUUCUCCAAUUUUUACUUCUUCAACCUGAAAUAAUUCAUAAUGAAGACAAAAUGGAGACGUCUGAAGCCCUGUCUUUGGUCUUGUGUAGCAAUAUCCUAGGAACUCAGAUGAUCCAUUCUGAAGGAAAGCUGAUUAAGGCAGGAGAUAAGCUGCUUAAAAUAGCUUCAAGAUGAUGUGGGAUUGCCUUUCCUAUUCUGUGAAUAUGUUUUAUUACCAUUGGUUAAUAAAGAAGCUAUUUUGGCCUAUGGCAGGCAGAAUAGAGCUAGGCAGGAAAACUAAAGUGAAUGCCAGGAGAAAGAGUCAUGGAGACACCAUGUAUCUGCCAACAGAGAAAGAUACCAGAAUCUACUGGUAGGCCACAACUUAUUGGUGGUACACAGAUUAAUAGAAAUGGGUUAAGAUGUAAGAGCUAGCUAGGAAUAUGCCUAAGCUAUUGGCAAACAGUGUUGUAAUUAAUAGUUUCUGUGUGAUUAUCCAGGUCUGGAUGGCCAGGAAACAAAUGAGCAUUCUCAGUUUAUAUCAAGAUAUCCCUGAAACUGACAGGAUUCAGUAUGUUUAACUGAAAUGUCAAAACUUAGACAUAACUCAUGCAACUCAAGAUUGGUCAAACUGAACCAUCAAGAUAGGAUGCUCCUUAAUCUGUAUGUAUCCCUGUAGGUGUGCAGUAUGUUUCAGGUGUCCAGUAUUCAUAAGCUAUAUCACAUGCUCAUUUUGAGUUUGAGGAUUGCAAGUACCUUUGUGUCCUCUGUGCUCUGAUAAGCAACUCUCCCCAUGUUCCUGCAACUCCCAAUAAAGUUCAUUGAUUUAGCAAGUUGAAUUUGGUUCUGUUUUCAGUUUCCAGUUGGGGUGAGUAGUUGGAUCUAUAUGUUGUAUCUCCCCAGGAAGUGUCUCAUAAAACAUGCAGUGAACCCAUUUAUUAAUUUGUCCUUGAAACUUGUAAGUGGGAAACUGAUAAUAGAGCCAUUCUGGGUUUUGACCUCUUUCAGAUUAUGAUCCUUUCAUUGGAGCUUCCCAAGAUAAAUGAAAAACCCUAAAUUCUGAUUGUUUUAGGAACUGAGACACCACUUCCGUCUGUCUCCUGGCAAGUCUACCCACAUGUUAGUAUGCCCACAUUCAAUUACUUGGAACUGUAGUAUGCCCACAUUCAAUUACUUGGAACUGUCUUAAGGGGUCACAGCAUUAAGAAAUUUGGUAGCACUAUAUUAGAGAGAAGGAAUUAGAGCUAAGUAAGGAAGAUUGUGCUCGAUCAUCCUGGAAUUAUUUCCAUGUUAGUACUUAAUUGUGGUAAGAAGGCCUCCACAGGAACGGAAUGUAUUCUUGGGUUGAGUCAGAGGGCUCUUCUCUGCAUUCAUUGAGGAGUAAGAGUGAAGUCUGCAAAAGGGAAAAUGAAAAAAAAAAAAAACAGUUGAAAACAUGUCAGUGGCAGAUACCAUCCAAACUGGGUUUUAUACUUGAAUAGACUCAUGCUACUUUCCCAUGAUUCAACCAAACUCUGGUGCCCCUCAGAACAAUUCUCCCUGUGGAUAAAUACUAUAGUCUGUUGUAUGCUUGUGUAUUUCUGUAAUUUUAACACUCCAUUCUACAGGCCUUAAGAAAUUGAAUUUCUGGUCCUCAUAUUUUUUUUUUUUUAUAAAACACUAAUGUUCGCAUUCCAGUCUAUUCAUAAGGAACUGGAACUCAAUAAAUUGCUUCACUAAGAACUUAA